Molecule: messenger RNA, 252 nt
Organism: Fulvia fulva
Lineage: Eukaryota; Fungi; Ascomycota; Dothideomycetes; Mycosphaerellales; Mycosphaerellaceae
Exons: 1
Coding region: 1-252 (83 amino acids)
Source: RefSeq, a predicted model, not a curated record
AUGUCUUAUGUUUCUAAUGUCCACUUUGACAGAAAGGAAAGGGCCUGGUUCGAGUACCACUAUAGUCACUCUAGCAGCGUUGUCUACAGCUACGGGCUGAAGUCGUUAGAUGGUAAGGAUGCAAGUGAAGGCAAGCAGAUCGUCGCUGCGGUGCUCGAAGAGGAAGAACAGAGGCGAUUGAUCACUGGCAUUGGUCUUGCAAAGAUUGCAGAUAUUGGAUACGUUGAGUUGUACUCUGUGGUAAAGAAAUGA